Aspergillus uvarum CBS 121591 is the source of this 570-nucleotide messenger RNA. RefSeq lists its product as uncharacterized. The record is from RefSeq and is a predicted model, not a curated record. Lineage: Eukaryota; Fungi; Ascomycota; Eurotiomycetes; Eurotiales; Aspergillaceae. Bases 1 to 570 code for a protein of 189 amino acids. The transcript has 2 exons.
AUGAAGUUCCAUCUCAGCCCCAUUCUGCUUCUCGCAGCACCCGCCUUCUGCGCCUCCGAGCCCACCCCAACCGAGUCGAUAUCACUAGCACCCUCCAGAACCAUCCCGACCGCCAACGCAGACCCCAACCUCAACCUCAAUCUCAAUCUGAAUCUCAACCUCAAGCGCUCCCUCGCAACCAUCGCCCCGCCUCCACACUCGAUCAUCACCCAGAUCCCGCCCAGCGCCCUCGCCGAGCUGCUCAUCCCCUCGCGCCGCAGCGCGCUGGCCAGUGACUUCAGCAAGGGCGCCACGCCGGCGUGGUACGGGGCGCUUCCGACGGACGUGAAGCGGUAUAUCUCCUAUGUCAAGGAGGAGAUAGUCAAAGAUGAGGAGACCAAGGGGUCUGGGUCGGUGUUGGCUGGAGAGGAGGGGGUGCGGGAACUGGAGGCGAAGAAAGGUGAUGAUGAGGUCUCGUCGGGGACGAAGACUGGUGGUGGUGGGGGUGGGUUGAAGGGGCGGGGGGGGGACUCGGUGGGGUUGAUGGUUGUGGUGUUGCUUGGGUUGGGGGUCUGGGGCGGUUGGGUUUAG